UGAAACCUUCACUUAAUAAUGGCUGACUUAAAAGCCUAUUUUCCAUUCUUCUUUACAUGCCUCAUAUCCAUCAUUUUGGUCCGGGCGUUUUUCAAAUCUAUUUGUGCUAAAUCUCACCGUUUGCCGACCCCAUUUUCCCUUCCUAUUAUUGGACAUCUCCACCUUCUAUCAUCGAUCCCACAUCAAACUUUUCACAAGCUUUCAUAUCGAUAUGGGCCCAUAUUUCAACUCUUUCUGGGCUCUAAACCUGGUAUUGUUGUUUGUUCACCAGAAAUGGCAAAAGAAUUCCUUAAAACACAUGAACAUGUGUAUCUAGAUAGAGCCCGAAGCUCAACCGCAGAUUACAUAACUUAUGGAUCGAAAGAUUUGGUGGUUGCUCCUUAUGAACCGCACUGGAAGUUCAUGAAAAAAAUAGUUAUGUCAAAUCUUUUAAAUGGAAAAACACUUGACAUGCUUAGUUCAGUUAGGCACCAAGAGAUAUAUGGUUUUAUAAAAUCAAUAUCACAAAGGGCUCGAGUUGGCGAGGCCAUGAAUCUUGGCAAGGAGUUGAUGAAGCUGUCUAACAACGUGAUAUCAAGAAUGCUGAUGGGUAUAAAAUUUGCAAAUGAUAAGGAGGAUGUUGCAGACGAUUUAAUAAACUUGGUUACUGAAAUGUUUCAGGCAUCUGCUUUCUUUAACCUUUCCGAUUACAUAUGGUUGUUUAAGAAUCUAGACUUGCAGGGAUUAGGGAAAAAGGCAAAGAAGCUUCGAGCAAGAUUUGAUGUAAUGAUUGAGAGGAUCAUAAAAGAGCACGAGGAGGCAAGAAAGCGUGGUGGAGAAAUGAAUGACUUGCUUCACAUUUUACUUGAUAUACAACAAGAUGAGAGCAUGGAGAUAAAGUUGAGCAGAGAAAACAUCAAAGCCUUCAUCCUGGACCUCUUUCUUGCCGCAACGGAUACUUCAGCGAGUACCAUGGAAUGGGGUUUAUCACAACUAAUCAAUCACCCAAAUAUCAUGAAAAAGGUACUUGAAGAAAUCCAUCAAGUUGUUGUUGAAAACCGACUAUUGCAUGAAUCAGACAUACCAAAUCUUCCAUACCUCCAAGCAGUUGUGAAGGAAACGUUACGUCUCCAUCCCGCCGUCCCGGUUUUAGCAAGACAAUCAACAGAAGAUUUCAUGGUGGCGGGUUACCAUAUUCCAGAAAAGACUCAAAUUUUUAUCAAUGUGUGGGCGCUAGGUAGAGACCCAAACCAUUGGGAAAGCCCACAUGAGUUCCGUCCUGAAAGAUUCCUAGAAAAAGAAAACGAGUUAGAUGUAAGAGGGCAACACUUUCACAUGUUACCAUUUGGUAGUGGGAGGAGGAUGUGUCCUGGGAUAUCACUAGCACAGUUUAUGGUACACACAACACUUGGUGCAAUGAUUCAGUGCUUUGACUGGAAGGCCGGGAUAGAUGGAAAUCUACCAAGUGUUGAUAUGGAAGAAGGAUUUGGGCUAACGCUUACUAGAGCUAACCAUUUGGUAUGUGUACCAGUGGCUCGUCUUCAUCCUAUCCCAUUUUCAUUGUAACAUCUCAGACAUGUAUCCCAACUUUCUAUCGACUCCGUCUCAUGUUAGAAUGAAAAUAAGAGGAAGUUUAUCCGUUUCAUGUCGUAAAUAUUAUCUGAUUUUGCGGUCUAUACA
Molecule: messenger RNA, 1659 nt
Organism: Erigeron canadensis
Lineage: Eukaryota; Viridiplantae; Streptophyta; Magnoliopsida; Asterales; Asteraceae
Product: cytochrome P450 93A3-like
Exons: 2
Coding region: 19-1545 (508 amino acids)
Molecular function (GO): heme binding; monooxygenase activity; oxidoreductase activity, acting on paired donors, with incorporation or reduction of molecular oxygen
Source: RefSeq, a predicted model, not a curated record